AUGACAAGUUUAUUUGAUAUAAAGUUUGAGAAUGGAUUGAUGAAAAUCCCGUGUUUUCCGAUCGCUGAUGAGACGGAAACCCUCCUGCGAAAUCUCAUUGCUUAUGAGCAACAAUCAUUUGAUGUACAACCUAAAUAUUUCAGUGAUUAUGCAACUUUCAUGGAUCAUCUUAUUGACUCAGACAAAGAUGUGAAUUUUCUUCGUCAGAAAGGACUCAUAGUGAACUGGAUAGGAGACGACACAAAAGUGGCUAACUUCUUCAACAAAAUCGGAAAUGGGGUCACUCCGUCUUCCGACUUCUAUUACAAAGAAGAAUGCUUAAAAGCAGCUGAACAUUGUGAAAAACCAUGGAACAAAAUGAAGCUAUCAAUGGAAGCUUACAAAGAAACAACUUAUGGUUCUCAGAUGGGAAUUCUCAAAUGGUUUACCAUAGAGAACACAAGUUCUCAUAUGGUUCACCAGAGAGAAUAG
Solanum stenotomum is the source of this 471-nucleotide messenger RNA. RefSeq names its product putative UPF0481 protein At3g02645. The record is from RefSeq and is a predicted model, not a curated record. The coding region runs from base 1 to 471 and encodes 156 amino acids. The transcript is spliced from 2 exons. Lineage: Eukaryota; Viridiplantae; Streptophyta; Magnoliopsida; Solanales; Solanaceae.